AUGAUAUACAGCGCUGUUCGCACAGUGGUAGCCGACACCAGCAGCGAAGAAAAGAUCUUCGAAUCCUUAAGUGCGGUCGUUGUCCAUCACGCAUUAUAUGAUUGUCCCAAGUGGGGCCCUCGGGAUUGUUUAGAUGGCACCUGCACAAAAAUCUUGGAAGAAAUCGAGACAGCUCUGCAGGCAGAAAGCAGUACGCUGAUUUGGCUCUCUGGCUCUCCUGGGACAGGGAAAUCUGCGAUUGCCCAUACAAUCGCUAGUCGCCUCAAAAAAAAGUCGAAAUUGGCUGGCACGUUUUUCUUCAGCCGCCAACAUAAAGAUAUCCCAGGCAUGGCCAGCCUUGAUUUCUUUGCGCCUACCUUGGCUUACCAAAUUUCGAGAAGUAAACACUUGGCAAAAGACGCUGUGAUCCAAUCAAUCAGAUCCGACCCUAUUAUCCUCGAUCCAAGGAGGUCGUUUACUGAACAAAUUCAAGGACUACUAGUCAAGCCGUUGCAGAAUUUGCAGGUUUCAUGGAGGCAUUUGGAACCAAAGGCGUUUGUAAUCGAUGCGAUUGACGCAUGCGAAGAAGGACGCAUCUGCGAGUUCAUUUCAUGUCUUUCAAACCUCCUCCACCAGCCGCACAUCCCGCACUUGCACAUCGUCAUCACUAGUCGUCCUCUUCACGCUAUUGAUGAUGCAUUCGAAGCUAUUGGCUGCGAGGAGUCGAUACAUCACAUCGCUCUCGAUGAUGUCGAUGUUACUGAAGACCUUCGUCUUCUCUUCAAGUGCGCUCUGGAGAAGAGUUAUAGGCAUCACGGACUCGAAUACCAUGGAUUAGAGUCCGAUGAUCAGACAAUCCUCUGUCUCGCUGACAGGGCAAGCGGUCGGUUCAGGGGUGCGUCAAUGAUGAUAAGAUUCCUCGAGACCGAUGAUGACGACGAAGUGCCGUGCAAUUUGGAUGAAAAAAUUGACCUUAUGAAGGAUCCUGGUGAUGCAUAUCUGGAUUCCACCCAGAUAUUUCGGUUCUACGAGUUCGUGAUCAACCUGUCAGAAAAUCCAAACCGUGCAUACCGACAUCUGUCCACGGUGGUCAAUCUCGCUAAACCAUUAGCAAUCCUGCACUUGCGGAAGCUUCUAGGAUCUUCAGAAAGUGAUCUAUUGUCCGUUCUCGCGUCGUUAUCCCCAAUAGUCAGCGUCCCUGUUGAUGAUUCUCGCCCUGUCGAGGUUCUCCACAUAGAGUCACUUCGCGAGUUUCUUUCCCAACAUCCGUCUUCGUCGUGUGCAUCUCAGCUCCUUGCACAGUCCAGUCUGCGUACGAUGAGAAGUUCAUUCCUGCGCCAGUCUGGCCUGAAAGAUGAGCUACAACAAAUGGGAAGCGAGCGAAAUUUUUCAAGCUCACCAGCCCUUAGACAUGCUUGCCAGUAUUGGGGUUGGUAUCUCUCUCAGGAUUCGACAGCCGUGGAUAAACGCCUGCGUAUAUUUCUGCGUACCUUUUGGCAGGAUAAAUUACUUUCAUGGUUUGAAAGACAGUGGUACUUGGAGGGUUUAGAAUCAUGCAUAGCUAUCCUGACCGUUGCACAGACCAUUGAUUUCAAUGAGUAA
This is a messenger RNA of Suillus plorans, 1581 nucleotides long. RefSeq lists its product as uncharacterized. Bases 1 to 1581 code for a protein of 526 amino acids. The record is from RefSeq and is a predicted model, not a curated record. NCBI's taxonomy places the organism in Eukaryota, Fungi, Basidiomycota, Agaricomycetes, Boletales, Suillaceae. The transcript has 2 exons.